Messenger RNA from Labrus mixtus (cuckoo wrasse), 524 nucleotides. RefSeq names its product double C2-like domain-containing protein alpha. Bases 29 to 430 code for a protein of 133 amino acids. The record is from RefSeq and is a predicted model, not a curated record. The transcript has a single exon. Lineage: Eukaryota; Metazoa; Chordata; Actinopteri; Labriformes; Labridae.
UGUUCUCUCCUCAUUGUUUUGUGCAGUCAUGGCCUCCUCUCUUCCUCUCCUCCUGCUGCUCCUGUGCACUCUGAAUGUGGCUCAUUCUAACAUCAGGAUCUUUAACCUGAGGGCCACCGGUCUUCCCUCUGACCUGUUCGGAACCACAGACGGUUACGUCAAGGUUUCCUUUGCUUCAGUCGGUCUGGGGAAAACGUCAGUUCAACGCAACACCGUCAACCCGUGGUGGACUGAGGAGUUCUCCUACUUUAACGCUGAGGAGAAUGACGUGCUGAUGUUUGAGGUUUUCGACAGCGACCUGAUCUUUGAUGACCUGCUGGGAGUCUGCCAGCGUCAGGUUAAAGUGGGCACCCACAGUUUUGACUGCUACCUGGAAAAACAAGGCACCUUCCAUUACUCCUACACCCUCCAAGGACAGAGGCACGAGUAGUUCUGUUGUCACAAUACCAGAAUUGUAAACUCCAUUGUACCCUCGGCUGAAACGAUGUGUGUAGAAGAAAUAAACAGCACAUGUUGUACAAGCA